Messenger RNA from Cladophialophora psammophila CBS 110553, 1617 nucleotides. RefSeq lists its product as uncharacterized. Bases 1 to 1617 code for a protein of 538 amino acids. Gene Ontology annotation, molecular function: carbohydrate:proton symporter activity. Gene Ontology annotation, biological process: transmembrane transport; carbohydrate transport. Gene Ontology annotation, cellular component: membrane. Lineage: Eukaryota; Fungi; Ascomycota; Eurotiomycetes; Chaetothyriales; Herpotrichiellaceae. The record is from RefSeq and is a predicted model, not a curated record. The transcript has 3 exons.
AUGGCAGACAAGGGACCCUAUCUUGGCCUGCGAGGCAAGCGCCUAACAACUGCUCUGAUCGUAAUGGUCGUCUGCCCUGCCUACAUCUUGAUCGGGUACAACAAUGCAGCUGCCGGUGGUCUCUUAACACUUCCAUCCUUUGUUGAGACGUUUCCGAGGAUUGACACUGUCAAUACGACGGGUCAGCAGCAGGCAGAUAACGCAAGGAUUCAAGGCACUGUUGUGGCGUUGUACACCGUUGGGUGUAUGUUCGGCUCUCUUCUAUGUCUGAAGGUCGGCGAUAAACUCGGCCGCCUGCGCACCAUCAUGCUGGGCUCCGUCGUUGAGAUCAUUGGCGCCAUCAUCAUGUGUACUUCUUUCUCUCUGGGCCAACUCAUUGUCAGCCGCGUCGUCCUGGGCUUCGGUUUCGGCGCCAUCAGUGCCACUGUCCCAGUUUGGCAGUCAGAGUGCUCGCCUGCCGAGCACCGCGGCGCGCUGGUUGUGCUUGAAGGUAUGUUUGCGAGUUGCGGACUGGCGCUCAGUCAAUGGGUCGAAUUGGGAUUCUUUUUCGCACCGGGAAGCGUGAGCUGGCGGUUUCCCUGGGCGUUUCCUAUUGUGCUCGCCAUUUGGAUUCUGACAGCCUGUAUGUUUCUACCGGAUUCACCGCGAUGGCUGGUCAAAAAGGGACGCAUCGCCGAAGCGACAACCAUCCUCGCCAUCCUCGAAGACCUGCCGGAGGACUCGGCUGAAAUCCAGACCUCCAUCCACGAGAUGCAGAAAUCUCUCGCGGAAAUAGAUAAAGGCAACCUUCUAGGUCUUUUCCGCAACAGUGGUGACCGGCUGUUAAAUCGGACCUUCUUAGCAUGCUUCAGCACCUUUUCGCAGCAGAUGAACGGCGCAGGCGUGAUCGGAUUCUAUACGACCACCAUUUUUGAACAAUAUGUCGGUCUUUCACCACUUACUUCUCGUAUCCUAUCUGGUUCGGUGUACACCUGGCAGAUCGCCUGCUCUUUCUUGACCAUCUACACAGUCGACAGCUUCGGCCGCCGCCCACUCAUGCUUCUCGGUGCCGCAGGCAUGGGUGCCGUGUUCAUUAUUCUCACUGGUACGGUUGGACACGCAGGGGACUCACGCGCUUGCUCCAUCGUGUCAGCUUUAUGCGUUUUUUUGUACGGCUUCUUCUUCACCGUAGGCGCGUUGGGGGUGAAUUACCUCUACGGCACAGAAGUCGCUCCCUUGGCGUACCGGGUGCCAAUUUACAGCCUGACCUCGACGACGCUGUGGUCAAUCAACUUUCUGGUGGUGGAGAUUACGCCAAUUGGGUUUACGAGCCUAAACAACCGGUUCUUCAUUAUCUUUGCCGUGACUAAUUUGUGUCUCAUUCUCCCUGUGGUAUACUUCUUCUUCCCUGAAACUCGCAAACACUCGCUUGAAGCUAUCGAUGCCAUUUUCAAGGGCGCCGACAGCCCUUUCGAUGUCGUCCGCCGUGCCAAGAAUCUCCCCUCUGAUGUGGUGCGAAGGGAAGACGCGAUUCAUAUAGCGGAGGGUGGAAAGUCGGAUGAGGCAAGCACACCGCUGGAGGAAGAGUCCUCGCGGAAUGAGAAAGCCGUUUAUCAGAUGGUGGAGAAAGUGGCAUAA